Molecule: messenger RNA, 852 nt
Organism: Eremothecium cymbalariae DBVPG#7215
Lineage: Eukaryota; Fungi; Ascomycota; Saccharomycetes; Saccharomycetales; Saccharomycetaceae
Gene: UBS1
Product: Ubs1p
Exons: 1
Coding region: 1-852 (283 amino acids)
Source: RefSeq, a predicted model, not a curated record
AUGGUGACUUCUUUAAUACGAGCAUUACUCCGUGAUUGGAAGCGGAUGCAGCAUGUUACCGAUGUGGAGACGGUUGGAGAGGGAGCAGGUGUGUGUGGAGGGGGUGUGGAGGCGGGUAGCAACAGGAUUGCGGUGCAUUUGAAACCCCAGGAUAACAAUUUACAUAUUUGGCAUAUAGUGCUGUACAAUGAUACUGGUGAGCUGGAGAUAUAUUGUAUGUGCUAUUUCAAGGAGCGUAAUGAUAUGGAACCUAAGAUCAUUAUGAAGUGUUGUACGCCAAACUCGUAUGUUCCUGUUAAUAGGAAUAUUUGUUUGAGUUAUUUAUCGCCGAUAUUGACGAAUGGGGGUGGCUGGCUGCCGUUCUACAGUCAGCUUCGGUCUAUGUUUUUUGGAUGUGCUGAGUAUAGAGAAACGGAGCAGCUCAUGAAGUCUUGGAAUAGGAUUGUGUGCAAGGAGUUCCGUUGGAAUUUUCCGGCAUUGUGCGGUCAGUUCCAUGUGACGGCUGAGGGAGUAAAUUUAGUGAAUGAGUAUAUUAUAAACGAGAACUUGAGCAUGAGGAAAAAGCGUGAGAAGUUGAACCAGGGAUUUAAGUUCCCACUUGACUCUAAGAAUACGCAGAACGAUAUAUUGGCUUGCGACAACAGCAGCGCUACUGGCUCCGGGUGUGGGGUCAGCGUUGUUGCCCGCGCUGCUGCUUCCAAUACAGACGCACAUCACCAAGAAGAACAGCAGCACCCGCGUGCGAUCAAAAGGCAGAAAUUAUCAGCAGCAAUGUCUGAUUGUAAAUUAAAUGUCGUUCAAGAAGAAGAGGUAGAGGAAGAGGAGGAAGAUUACAGGAGAAAGGGACAGUGA